AUGACACUACUCCCGUCUACCCUAUCUCCUUUCACCGAGCAGAAUCCAGACGAAGAUAUGGCAGACAGCGACAGCGAAUCUUCCAAGACAUCUGCACUGAACCACAUCCUGAUCACCACACAGACUGGCGGUAUUGCACUGCUGACACCUCUUGACGAGGCCACCUACCGUCGUCUCUCAGCACUGCAAACAACACUAUCCAGCAUCCUCGAGCACUCGGCUGGUCUCAACCCGCGAGCCUACCGUGCAGUUGAGAGUGAAGGGCUCGGUGCUAGAGGCAUUGUUGACGGAGACUUGAUAACCAGAAUCUACGAGUUGGGUGCUGGUAAAAGACUUGAAGUGCUCGGCAGAGCUGGUGCCGAGGUCUGGGGUAUGAGAAGCGAUUUGGAGAUCAUCGCAGGUGAGGGAUUGGGAUAUUUGUAG
Aureobasidium vineae is the source of this 423-nucleotide messenger RNA. The record is from the annotation of a GenBank genome assembly. NCBI's taxonomy places the organism in Eukaryota, Fungi, Ascomycota, Dothideomycetes, Dothideales, Saccotheciaceae.